CCGCGGAUCGGCGGCACCGGCACCGGCUCCGCUCUGCGCUCCCUCCGCUCCCGAGAGGAAAUCAUGGUUAUGCUGAAGAUUUCAUCUUUCCUUGCUGUUUAUGCCUUGGUUGUGUGCCAGAUGGACAGCUUCCAGGCAGCCCCAGUCAGACCUGGCUUGGAGUCCAUCACGGAUCGAGUGACUCUCAGUGAUUACGAAGCUCGGAGGUUAUUAAAUGCGCUGGUCAAAGAGUUCAUACAGAUGACAGCAGAAGAGCUGGAGCAAGCCUCCGAGGGGAACAGCCUGGAUAGACCCAUUUCCAAACGCUGUGCCAGUCUGAGUACUUGUGUGCUGGGCAAACUGUCUCAAGAGUUGCACAAAUUGCAAACUUACCCUCGCACUGACGUCGGGGCUGGAACUCCUGGCAAGAAACGGAAUGUGCUGAGUGACCUGGACCAUGAACGCUAUGCAAACUAUGGGGAACCCCUAGGAAACAACUAGACAUGCUUAUUUCUCCCCCUCCUCCCCCUUUUUUAACCUGAUGCAUGUGGAUCUAACUCUGAUUGCUAACUUUGCUGUGUUCUUUUGAUUCUGUUUUCGACAGAGAAUGUUUGAGAUGGACCUAAUGUUAGGAAGACCAAGAACGUAACAUGCAUACCAAACUAGGGGAAAAAAAAAUAAAUAAAAAUGAUCAGCACUGCCUUGAUAUUCCAAAUGAUUUUCUUAGACACUGAUUAAAAAAAAAAUCUAAAAAAGGUUCUUAAUUUCUGGCUGCUAAAUGUACAAGUAGAUUCUUUCCUUUGUGCUUGCCCAUGCACUUGUUCAAUAAACCUAUUUUUCUAUAAGGAUUAGAUCUGCUUGGUUUAACAGUUUGUUUUAGAAUGUGAGAUUUCUAGAUGAGGCUAGAAAAAUUUUGCAACUUGUCUUAAUGUUCAAGAGAGGCAAUGCUAGUAACUUCUAGAAAAGUUGAAAGAGAAUUUAGAAGUCAAAGUUCUACAUAUAAAUUGAUAUGUACUGCUAUAAAAGGCAUGCAUGCAAUCCUGUUGGUAGGGACUCUAAGAAGCAAAGAUUCAGGAAAGCUCAUACAUGUUCAUUCUAACAAACUAGAAAUGUAUUCCUGUUAAAGCUGGGUACUGAACAUGUCCAGGUAAGAAUUUUGUGGUCUUUCUCUUUUCUUAUUUUACAAUGGGUUUUUGCACUAUAUUUAAAACUUGUGUACCUUUUAAAAUAUUUGUGUUGAUUUACAACUCACCUACAUUAGGUUAUCUUGCAUUAAGAGCCCAACCCAGACUUCUUUACAGUUCUGUUGCAGCACUGCAUCUAUCUUGUAAUUAGAAGCCUCUUUCAAAUACUUGGCAUUGAUUGUAAAAACAACUCUUCACUCUUAACAUUAAUAAACUGCCUUGUGAUGCUUAGCUGAGAAAAAUCCCUCCUACUGUGAGAAACUCAUUGCUUUAGUAGAAAAUUCUUCAAGCAAGGAUUGUGUGAUUGCAUAUUCCUUGAAGUUCCCCAUCUAGCACAGCUGUUAGCUGUAGGCUGAGUUGUGAGCA
Oenanthe melanoleuca is the source of this 1529-nucleotide messenger RNA. It is a transcript of the gene CALCB, whose product is annotated as calcitonin related polypeptide beta. The coding region runs from base 64 to 480 and encodes 138 amino acids. Gene Ontology annotation, molecular function: calcitonin receptor binding; hormone activity. The record is from RefSeq and is a predicted model, not a curated record. Gene Ontology annotation, cellular component: extracellular region. Lineage: Eukaryota; Metazoa; Chordata; Aves; Passeriformes; Muscicapidae. The transcript has 4 exons.